AUGAGAAAAGUAAAGGAUAAUCACAAUGGGCUGUCCAACAUUGCCUUACUCCACAAAACAGGUUUUAAUGUUCCACAUGGCAAGGGCACUGAAGAGCUAGAAGUACGAAUUCUGGUGCAGGCUCGACCAGGCCAAGAUAUCAGACCUAUAGGACAUGACAUUAAAAGAGGUGAAUGUGUGCUGGCUAAGGGAACCCAUAUGGGUCCAUCGGAGAUUGGUCUCUUAGCAACUGUUGGGGUAACAGAAGUAGAAGUUAACAAAUUUCCAGUCGUUGCAGUCAUGUCAACAGGGAAUGAGUUGUUGAAUCCAGAGGAUGACCUCUUACCAGGAAAGAUCCGAGACAGUAACCGUUCAACUCUCCUAGCUACAAUUCAAGAACAUGGCUACCCAACAAUCAACUUGGGAAUUGUGGGAGAUAAGAAGCCAGAUGCUUUUAAAGAAGAAGGGACACAGAGCUUCCAGAACACAGCGGAGACAGGCCUUCCAGAUUGCCCAGAUGAUUUACUGAAUGCACUGAAUGAGGGUAUCAGCCGUGCAGACGUUAUCAUCACAUCAGGAGGCGUGUCCAUGGGUGAAAAGGACUAUCUUAAACAGGUGCUGGACAUUGACCUUCAUGCACAGAUUCACUUUGGCAGAGUUUUUAUGAAACCAGGCCUGCCAACAACAUUUGCAACUUUGGAUAUUGAUGGUGUACGAAAAAUAAUCUUUGCACUGCCAGGAAAUCCUGUAUCAGCUGUUGUCACCUGCAAUCUCUUUGUUGUCCCAGCAUUGAGGAAAAUGCAAGGCAUCCUGGAUCCUCGGCCCACCAUUAUCAAAGCCAGGUUAUCAUGUGAUGUAAAAUUGGAUCCUCGCCCAGAAUACCAUCGGUGCAUACUGACUUGGCAUCACCAAGAACCACUGCCUUGGGCACAGAGUACAGGAAAUCAGAUGAGCAGUCGUCUGAUGAGUAUGCGUAGUGCCAAUGGACUGUUGAUGCUACCUCCAAAGACAGAGCAGUAUGUGGAGCUUCACAAGGGCGAGGUGGUGGAUGUCAUGGUCAUCGGAAGGCUAUGAUGUCACCAGCAAGAGUGAAGCUUUGAUGCAUGUCCACAUAUCAUUGACUGUAUCCUGUAAUAUGCAACGGCACAGCUAGUUUUUCUGAACUGGAUAAAAGUUGAUCAGUAUAGUCAACAUCUUGAACUAUAUUUCAAAUGGAAUUUAAAUAAAUACCUUUUAAAAAAAACUUUAAAAUAACAAAUCUUAACAAAGAAAUUUAUUCUGAUUAUAUCAAAGCAACUUUUUCCUUUCUUGCAAUUGCUUUGUGUGUUCAAUGCUAGUUCUGAUAGCAGUAGCUUUUAGUAGACAGCAGUAGGUGCCUGCAGAACUUGUGUUUUUUCUCAUCUUUAAGAUACAACUACUUAUGCUCUUAAAACAAGGCUGUCUGCUUAUUUAUACUAGCGUAGACAACACUUGGAUUUCCCUUAUUAGUAUGCUUCAUAAGUGCUUCACAGAGAGCUUCUGCUUGUUCUUUAUCUUGUAUCUCGUGUUGAUGUGCACAGUGCCAAAAGCAGAGUGGCUGCACUGGGAACCCGAUCAAGCCCCGAGGUUUCCCCCCUCGCUGCGCGUUCAGGGAUAUCUCUUGGCCCAGCAGCCACCCGGCUCAGUACUCUUGGGCAGUAACUGGAUACCUUUUAUUUGAACAAACAAAAAAAAUUGCUUCCUUAAGUGCUGACAGCCUUUUUAACCAAUACAUUUAAAGAUGUACAGAACUAAAACCUAAAAAAAAAAAAUCAAAGACUGAUCUUGUACAGAUAUUAAUGUUACCAGCAUUCAUGUGGAAAUCAAAUGAGCGAAGAAAUAAAACUAAUGUUAAACAACUCUGUACCAUAACAUUUUCUGUAAUGAUAUUGAAACUUAAAUGAAUAAAAAAAAUUCCUUGAUCAUUAUUUAAAA
Molecule: messenger RNA, 1932 nt
Organism: Chelonoidis abingdonii (Abingdon island giant tortoise)
Lineage: Eukaryota; Metazoa; Chordata; Testudines; Testudinidae
Source: RefSeq, a predicted model, not a curated record